CUCUCUCUCUCUCUCUCUCUUUCUCUGUGAGCUAUUGUUUUUCAUUUUCUCUCAAGGUUUCCCGAGAAACAAAAUUGCUCAUGUGAGAAUAUGUGAUGAUUCAAGUAGAUGGGGAAGAAAGGGAGUGGUUGGUUCUCUUCAGUGAAGAAGGUUUUCAAAUCAUCUUCUAAGGAUCACUUGCAAGACAAGAAGAGGGAGAACUUGGAGAAAUGGCAACAAGAGGCACCGGAGGUCGUUUCAUUCGAGCAUUUCCCGGCGGAGAGUUCACCGGAUCUCACUAACGACUACGAGAGCAAUAUAUCGACACCGGCCGAAGACAGAAACCAUGCCAUCGCUGUUGCGGCUGCAACAGCCGCAGCAGCAGAAGCAGCGGUUGCAGCAGCUCAAGCUGCGGCCAAGGUGGUAAGAUUAGCAGGGUAUGGCCGCCACUUCUCCAAGGAAGACAGGGCCGCAACUCUAAUUCAAUCGCAUUACAGAGGCUACCUGGCCCGGCGAGCUUUGCGUGCUUUGAAGGGAUUGGUGAGGCUACAAGCGCUGGUGAGAGGCCACAAUGUUCGGAAGCAAGCGCAGAUGACAAUGAGGUGCAUGCAGGCUCUGGUGCGUGUGCAGGCGAGAGUGAGGGCUCGAAGACUCCAAUUGGCUCACGAGAAACUUCAAAGGAAGAUGCACGAAGAAGAAGAAGAAGAAGAAGACGACGGUGAAGAAGCAAAAUUAAGGAGCAAAUUGAAGAAGAAAUACGACGUCGUAGAAGGUUCGGGUGGAAGAAUUCGAUCUUCUGAUAGGAGAGCCAGAGAAAACGCUUCGAUGAAACACGAAGAAGCAAUGAAGAAAGAAAGAGCACUUGCUUAUGCUUAUAAUUACCAGCAAUCGAAUCAGCGUGACAAAGAUGUUGGGCCGUAUCUUGAUGAGCCCGAUAAGGUCCAAUGGGGAUGGAAUUGGCUGGAGAGAUGGAUGUCAUCGCAGCCGUACAAUGCUCGUCCAUUAGGGCCUCAUGAAGGUUCUUACAUGACACUCGCCACCACCAAUACCACCACCACUCCCACCGACGCCGUAUCGGAGAAAACAGUCGAAAUGGAGGCUUUUACCCCACAAGGCUCGAGCUUGAGUAAUUUUAAUAUGGGCCUACUUAAUAUGGACCCAAUGGAAAUGGGCUUAAACCAAACUCGACGACAAUCAGCCCCAAGUAACCUUCCUAGCUACAUGGCCCCAACCCAGUCUGCAAAGGCAAAAGUUAGAAGUCAAGGCCCAAGCAAGCAGCAACCAUUACCACCUGGUACACCACAGUGGAACCCAUCUACAAGGAGAGGAUCAACAGCUGGGUCUGCAUGCGAUUCUUCAGCUUCAACAACAACACAUCCGGCCCCAAGAAGCCCAAGCCCAAAAGUAAAUGCAAUGCGUCUACAAGGUAAGCGGGUGUUGGGGUAUAGCCCAGAAUCUGGUAUUGAAGAUGAUUGGGGGUUUGCCACCAAGAUGAUUGGCUGAUGCCUAUUGUGUCCUGUCAUAUUAUUUUGCUUUACCACGUUGAUGCAUUUUUAUUUGUGGUUGCUUGAUUUGAGAGAACUUUAUAAGAUAAUUUAUCAUUUGAUUGUUUGUAAUAUUUUGUUUGUGCGAAUCUCUCUGUAUUAGCAUAUAUUUUUCAAUAGUGGGUUUGCAUGUAAUAUUAUUAUCUUCUAUGAGUACUGUUAAGCUGCUGUUUCAAUAA
Molecule: messenger RNA, 1702 nt
Organism: Tripterygium wilfordii
Lineage: Eukaryota; Viridiplantae; Streptophyta; Magnoliopsida; Celastrales; Celastraceae
Product: protein IQ-DOMAIN 1
Exons: 5
Coding region: 109-1482 (457 amino acids)
Molecular function (GO): protein binding
Source: RefSeq, a predicted model, not a curated record